This is a messenger RNA of Saitoella complicata NRRL Y-17804, 1296 nucleotides long. RefSeq lists its product as uncharacterized. The record is from RefSeq and is a predicted model, not a curated record. The transcript has 2 exons. NCBI's taxonomy places the organism in Eukaryota, Fungi, Ascomycota, Saitoellomycetes, Saitoellales, Saitoellaceae. Bases 1 to 1296 code for a protein of 431 amino acids.
AUGGCUGCUUACGUCGAUCACCCUUCCUCCACUUGGUCCGCCAGGUCAGGUGGAGGCGGGUUGGGAUAUUCGGACAAGAGUGUUUCGAACCCUGCACAGAUGGCUUACGAUAAGUCGAGGGCUGCUGCUCAGGCUGCUGCGGCUCAGCAGGCUGCUGCCAAUGCUAAGGCUGAGAGUCAGGACGGAGAAACUGGCAGUGCGGCAUUUCACUCGCAAUUGGAAGAAGUUGAAAAGGCUGUCGACAACCUUCUCAAGACCGGCAAGUUGUAUGCUCAGCCUGGCCGUCAGACCAACCUUCCCAGUCUUCCUGGAGCUUCCUACGGUUAUGAUCAGAGGGACCCUCGUAUCGCCCACACCGUUCCUUCCCGCCACUACGCUGCCGGUCUCCCCAUGAACUCGCUCCCUCACAUUUCUCAAAUCCCUCAAGGUCUUCACCACGCUCACGAUAUGGACAUGCACCAGCGUUCUCACAGCGGAAUGGGUAUUGGCAACAUGCGUCAGCGUGAGGCCGAGCAGCUUUUGCACUUGAAGAGGCGUGUCGCCCGUCAGGAGCAGGCUCACCAGCAGAGGGUCAGGGAGGAGAUGGCUCUCAGGGAAAGGGACAUGUUGAUGGCUGAGCAGCAGCAUGCUCAGGUUAGGGGACAUAGCCCUGCUGGCUACGCUGGUCACCACCACCAGGGUGGAUACACCGAUGAGGAGAGGAAGUCACUUUUGGCGAGGAGACAGCCUCAGCAGCAGGUUAGGUCCAUGGGCUUGGACGGACCUGCUUAUCAGGAGGAUGACUUGAGGGGUGUUUCUAGGAGCAACCCCAUCUCUGCCAUGUCCACUCGUGGCCCUAGCCCUAGGCCUGGACUUGAGUACUUAACUGGCAGCGAGCCUUUGGCCGGUAGGGAAGAGAUUCCUACCAGCGCACCUGCGCCUGUUGGAUCCCCUACUCAGAUGCGUGCGCCAUCUACCAAGAGCAACAGCAGCCUCUCGCCUCCUGCUAGCGCUCAGUUCUCGGCUUUCUUCGACCCGAGCAACAAUACCGCGGCGGCUUCUACUACGCAAGCUUCUUCCCCCGACACUGGUGCCCCUUUGGCUCAAAGGAACGGAAGCAUCGGUGGCAAGCAUGCCCCUAUUGGCACCAGGCCCAUUCAGAGCCCGUUGCAAUACCCGGGUUUUGAGGACGCGCCAGGUGCCGGUGAACAGAAGAGGAGCGUCUCUGCCGGACAGGGAGGCGCUAAUGGAGAGUGGACUAAGCAAAUCUUUUUGGGAGGAAAGGGAUUGACUGGUGUUUUGGAUGUCUGGGGUUAA